Messenger RNA from Yamadazyma tenuis ATCC 10573, 4980 nucleotides. It is a transcript of the gene DNF3, whose product is annotated as aminophospholipid-translocating P4-type ATPase. Gene Ontology annotation, molecular function: ATP hydrolysis activity; ATPase-coupled intramembrane lipid carrier activity; magnesium ion binding. NCBI's taxonomy places the organism in Eukaryota, Fungi, Ascomycota, Pichiomycetes, Serinales, Debaryomycetaceae. The record is from RefSeq and is a predicted model, not a curated record. Gene Ontology annotation, biological process: endocytic recycling; phospholipid translocation; post-Golgi vesicle-mediated transport. Gene Ontology annotation, cellular component: plasma membrane.
AUGUCUGAUAAUAAUGUAUCUUCUACCCCGUACACUGAUACGGAUGGCAUGGGCGGGCCGAGCCCCGACUCGUCCUCCAACCCAAACCAUCUCCUGAUUCCAUCCAGUACUCCACAAGCAAGGCGUAAAAGAGGUCUAUCUUUAAGAACUCAAUUGUUCAACAAAGCGCUCGCCUCAAACUUGAUCAACCCCAGCGUGUUUGAACUUAACGCCAAACAAAAUGACUCCAUUGAAAUGUCUUCAAUGUCUCAGACUGAGAACACAUCCGUCCACUUCAAUGUUCCGAUCCAAAGAUCAGGAACUCCUCAAAUUACAAUCGAGGAGCUGAAUGACGACCGCAAACCCGGCUUUUCCCCAUACGGCUACUCUAGUACCAGCUUAAAUGGUCAGAGUUCCCACCUUCUGUCUGACUCCAUUGCAAGUGAAGCAAGCUCGUUUGAGUUCAUAUCUAGGCAAAGAAAAGUUCACCACCGACACCAGCUCUUUAGUUCAUUGACGAAGCUCAAGAAUAAGAUAUUGGGCAAAACAGAGCUCCCACCCACCAAAAAUGGAAGAGUCAUCCCCGUCUCCUUCAGCAAAGGCAUCAACAGUGUGUUUGGUCUUGACCUCUACGAUGAGACAACAAAGGACCUUAUAGACGAGCGUUCGGGCGAACCGUACUGUUCGAACGUGAUAACGUCGUCAAAAUAUACCAGGUAUUCAUUCUUACCCAAACAGUUGCGGGCCCAAUUCUCCAAGAUCGCCAACUGUUACUUUUUGUGUGUAGCUAUCAUGCAAAUGAUACCAUCUUGGUCCACCACCGGUAAGUUCACUACCAUUAUUCCCUUAAUGAUCUUUAUAUCCAUUUCGAUAGCAAGAGAAGGUUUUGAUGACUGGAAGAGACAUAAACACGACAAGGAGGAGAACAAUCGAACUUGCGUGCGUAUCAAAGAAGACGACCUGUUGAGCAGUUUUGAUGCCCAAUCCAUUUCGACCGAAACUUUAAGUGUUGAUAUGAAUGGUUCUGAAGUCUCGUUUCAAUCCGUACAGGAUACGGAGACGCCGGUAUUCUCUGCACAUGAUAUACAGUCGCUUCAGAGGUAUAACUUGAAGGAAGUAAGAUCUCGUUGGAAGGAGAUUCGUGUUGGUGAUGUUAUUAAAGUAUGCGAAGACGAAUGGAUUCCUGCUGAUAUUGUGUUGUUGUCUGUUCUUAAUGAUACUGAAGCUGAUAUAGCUUAUAUUGAAACCAUGGACUUGGAUGGAGAGACGAACCUCAAGUCGAAGUUUUCUCCUCCAGACGUUUCCAAUGUGAUGUCAAAGGCUUCAGGAUUAAAGAACUUUAAUGAGUUGAUGACCGUAGAAGACCCAAAUACUGAUUUAUAUAACUUUGAGGGGUUGGUAAACCUCGAAGAUAAAUCAAUUCCUUUGGGACCUGACAAUAUUGUGUACAGAGGUUCGAUUUUGAGGAACACCAACUCGGUACUUGGUUUGGUAAUAUUCACGGGUGAAGAAACUAAAAUCAGAAUGAAUAACAUCAAGAACCCAAGAACUAAAGCUCCAAAACUUCAAAGAAACAUCAACUAUAUUGUCAUUUUCAUGGUGUUUGUGGUGGCUUCUUUAUCUGGAUUUUCACUUAUGGCCCAAAAAUUUAAGUAUGGUGAUAUCAAAGACAAAGCUUGGUAUUUGUACAAGAAAGAUGCCGGUACGGCACCAACUCUAAUGAGUUUCAUCAUCAUGUACAACACGUUAAUUCCCCUUUCACUAUACGUUACCAUGGAAAUUAUCAAGUUGGGUCAGCUCCUCCUUUUGCAAUGUGAUAUUGACAUGUACCACGCUGAAAGUAAUACCCCUGCAGAUGCAAAAACUGCUACUAUUUUGGAGGAGUUGGGUCAAGUGAGUUACAUAUUCAGUGAUAAAACUGGAACGUUGACGGAUAAUUUGAUGUUUUUCAGGAAGUUUAGUGUUAACGGAAUGUCCUGGUUACAUGAUGUAGAUGUUGCAUCUAGAGAAAGUGAUAGUGCAAAUUUCACUUUUGUUGAGCCAGAAGCUCUUGAUACUGACCACAUAAAUGAGCAAGUCCUUCAAGGAAGUCGUACCAACUCAUUUGAAGUUUCAUCGAGGAAGAGCACCACUUCUUAUGUCAGAGAGAGUAUAGAGUUGAGCCCUACCCAAUCCACCCCUGCCUGGAAAUCUACUGCUAACCCAAAUAAAUUGCAAGAUUCUGAAAGCUCCCUUGGGUUGUUAAAGUAUAUCCAAUCUCACCCAAACACCUUAUUCUCCAGAAAGACCAAGUUCUUCUUGCUAAGUGUAGCAUUGUGUAGCACAUGUUCUCCAAAGAGGAAACAAGCUCCACCUGAUGGGUCUUUGAACUCUUUGGAAAACACUAGUGAUUUUGAAGACGAUCAAGAUAUUUCCUACCAGUCAUCUUCCCCAGAUGAGAAGGCGUUAGUGGAGGCAGCUAGAGACUUGGGUUUCGUUGUUUGUAACAAAAAGAACAACCUGGUAACAUUAAAGACAUAUCCAAAUGGGUUUAAAGAAGCUCCUAAAUUCGAGCAAUAUCAGGUUCUCGAUGUCAUCGAGUUUUCUUCUACAAGAAAAAGAAUGUCUAUUAUUGUGAAGUUUCCAGAUAAUAGAAUCUGUGUAAUUUGCAAAGGUGCUGAUAAUGUGAUUAUUGAAAGGUUGAAACAUUCCGAAAUGGCCAAGACAAAAGCCAAGGAGAUCUCCUUAAAUGCAUCGGAGAGAAAAAUGAUGGAAGCGGACGUCGUUUUACAAGACAGAUUUUCUCAGGAAGCAGAGGUCAGAAGGUCCACUGGAUCAAUCAAAUCUAUUAGAAAAAGUCUUCAUUUGAGUGGUCCUUCUAGUCCGGAAAUAGCUGACACAAUAAAGUCAGUAGACAGUUAUUUGAUGACGAAAGAUGAAAGCGAGGUUAAUGAUGUAGCUCAGAGGGCACGGGAAUCAUUGCAUCUUCAACAAGCACAAAGGUACAGUCUUGAUUCAACAAAUGGAAUUCCUCAAACAGAAUACUCUUUUGUAGUGGACGAUAGAAUCCUUGUUAAUGAUGAGUAUUUGAUAGAGAAGACCUUGGAACAUGUUGAAGAAUUUUCUACCGAAGGACUUAGAACCCUAUUAUAUUCGUUUAAAUGGAUGGACCAGAAAGAUUAUGAACAGUUCAGUGAAAAGUACCAAAUUGCCAAGAGUGCAUUGUCGGACAGAGCAAAGAAGGUGGAAGAGGUUGGAGAAUCCAUUGAACAUAGUUUUGAUCUCAUUGGUGCUUCUGCUAUUGAGGACAAGCUUCAAGAUGGUGUUAGUGAAGCCAUUGAAAAAUUAAGAAGAGCUGGUAUCAAAAUGUGGAUGCUUACAGGUGAUAAAAGGGAGACUGCCAUCAAUAUUGGCUACUCAUGUAGAUUAAUCAAAGAUUAUUCUACUGUGUCCAUUUUGAAUAUUGAUCAUGGCAAAGAUGAAGUAAGAAAGCGGAUCCUAAGUACGGUUAAAAAAGUCAAUGGGGGUGGUAUUGCUCACUGUGUUGUUGUUGUAGACGGUGCCACUCUUGCAACAAUCCAGAAUGAUGAAGCGUUGAUGGCUAUCUACAUUGAUUUGUGUGUGGUGGCCGAUUCAGCCAUUUGUUGUCGUGCAUCUCCUUCUCAAAAGGCAGCUAUGGUUUCAGCCAUUCGGAAUUUGGAUAAGAGGUCUGUAACUUUAGCAAUUGGUGAUGGAGCAAACGACAUCGCUAUGAUCCAAAGUGCUGAUAUUGGUGUUGGCAUAACAGGAAAGGAAGGUUUGCAAGCAGCCAGAGCAUCUGAUUAUGCCAUAGCUCAGUUCAGAUUCUUGUUGAAGUUACUUUUGGUAAAUGGGAGGUACAAUUAUGUUAGAACAUCGAAGUUUGUUCUUUGUACCUUCUAUAAAGAAUUGAUUUUCUACUUGACUCAAGCUAUGUACCAGAGAUAUACCUUGUUUUCGGGGUCUUCGGUUUAUGAAAGUUGGUCCUUAUCCAUGUUCAACACGUUAUUCACUUCUUUACCGGUUUUGGUGAUCGGGAUUUUCGACAAAGACUUGCAACCAGCUACAUUAUUGGCAGUUCCCGAAUUAUACUCAAAAGGAAGGUUAUACAAAGGAUUUAAUUUGAAAAUCUUUGUCACUUGGAUGAUUUUGGCUGCACUGCAAAGUGUUGGUAUUUCAUUUUUAUCUUGGUACAUAUGGGGCUUUAAUGCCUUGAAGGAUAAUUCAACCUUACCAUUGGGAACCCUUUUAUUCGCAUCAUUGGUAAUUAUUAUCAAUGCCAAAUGUGAAUUCACUGAAAUGCAAAAUAAGUCAUGGGUGUCUUUUGCAGCUUUCAUUAUUUCUGUGGGUGGAUACGGUGUAUGGAAUGUUGUUAUUAUGAUGUUGUAUCGCUCACUGUCUCACAGCAUCUUCUAUGCUGACUACGGCUUAUUGGAAUUUGGACAAGACGUCAGCUGGUGGGCGUCUUUGCUUGUUAUCUCUGUUAUUCCAAUUUAUUUGGAUGUUAUAAUCAAGGUUUUCAAAUUUAUUAUCAAACCUAAUGAUGAUGAGAUAUUUAGAGCCAUUGAAAAGGAUAUACACAUGAGAAGAAGCUUUGAGCAAAAGGCAUAUAACGAGUUGAAAACAGGGUGGACUUCACCCAAAGAUUCAUCUAUUUGGUACAAACGAUACAUCAAGGUUAUAAAUGGUUUGCUGAGUCGAUUGGGUCUGAAUAUCCAUUUGAAGGACAAGUAUAUGGAUGAAACCAGUGAACAGAGGAAAAGAGCCGGCACUUCUACCAGCCCAGAUGAACUACCACCAGGCUCAGAUGGAGAAGUAGUAUACAGUGUUGGUGCAGAAUAUCACGCUUCUAAUAAUAAUUCUGAAUAUGAAGUAUUGCCAAGUGGUAAGAGGGUAAAGAGAAACAGAUCAAAGAGUAUUUUGGAUCGGAUUACCAGAACGGAACAUGAGGAGGAUAUCGAUGCUAUCAUUUCUGACAGACUUGAUGGGUUUAACCGAAGAUAA